Messenger RNA from Pungitius pungitius (ninespine stickleback), 4134 nucleotides. It is a transcript of the gene fgfr1a, whose product is annotated as fibroblast growth factor receptor 1a. Gene Ontology annotation, molecular function: ATP binding; fibroblast growth factor binding; fibroblast growth factor receptor activity. The coding region runs from base 660 to 3152 and encodes 830 amino acids. Gene Ontology annotation, biological process: protein phosphorylation; positive regulation of kinase activity; multicellular organism development. NCBI's taxonomy places the organism in Eukaryota, Metazoa, Chordata, Actinopteri, Perciformes, Gasterosteidae. The record is from RefSeq and is a predicted model, not a curated record. The transcript is spliced from 18 exons. Gene Ontology annotation, cellular component: plasma membrane; signaling receptor complex.
GCGCACAUUCUCAGUAAUAAGGGGGGAGGUUUGGAGCAGCUCGUACUCACGUCGUUUAACCGCAUUUCUUUCGCCAGGAAUCUUCCAAAAAAAACAAACAAAUACUUUCUAGGAUUAUUUGAAGUUCGAGUCUUUUAUAGACGCGCAACACCGAGCGAGAUUUCGUUUGCAGGUAUUUUGUUGGAGUGAGUUGAACAACUUCGCGGUUCAGUUUUCGGAGGUGAGGCGACUUCGUUUCACCGCGAGCGAAGUGUUUCGGGAUAAAACGGGACCACGGCUGCUCGGGAACUACCGCGUAGGCUUCGGAUGAGGUUUAACGUGAGCUCGAUCAGAUAAACGGGAGACAAACGCUGAAACGAGACGCAAACACCAAUUAGGAAGUUUCUCUUCCGCUCCUUUUGCUCAUUUGGGAUUUCUUUGCGUUGUGGGCGACGCACGUUUUUUUUCCCCCGUUUUUUUUCUUCUUCUUCUUCUUCUCCUCCUCCUCCUCCUCCUUCUCUCACGCACGUUCUGCCAAGAUCUUCAUUUAUUUUUCGCCAACGGACCGCACGUCAACAUCUGGAUUUACUGCCGCGUAGAGAGCGUUCCCUCUCUGACCCACACUGGCUGCUUCACAGCCCCCCGCCGGCGAGUUUUUUACUGCGAAUGAGCCGCUGCUGAUGCCCCGACGGCCUGAAUGGAGUUGCAGUCGCAGAAAGGGCAGCAGCUGUAGUUCCCUCAGCAGGAUGCUGAUGAGGCCAAAUAUACUUCUGUGUCUGGUUUUAUUCUCCCAAGUCCUAAGGACGCAGAGCCGGCCGGCCAACACGGACGAAGAAACCCAGGCGGAGCUGUUCACUCUCUAUCUCGGGGACAGUUUGGACCUGAGCUGCCCUGCCAAAGACUCCCCCCACGCCGUCAACUGGACCAAAGACCACGAGGCGCUGGUGGAUGGAGAGCACACGCGCAUCCGCGGCGCCCAGCUGGUGAUCGAGACGGUGGAGCUGACGGACUCCGGCCUGUACGGGUGCACCACCUUCGGCAACCACAGCGGCUACUUCAACGUCACGGUCGAAACCCAGGCCUCGUCGGAGGACGACGAUGAAGAGGAAGAGUCCUCAUCCGAGGAAGCCAAACUCCUAGGCAGUCAAAAACUGCUGCCGAUGGCCCCGCAGUGGGCUAAUCCAGAAAAAAUGGAGAAAAAGCUUCACGCCGUCCCGGCCAGUAAGACGGUGAAGUUCCGAUGCCAGGCCAGCGGCAACCCGACGCCCACCUUGAAAUGGUACAAGAACGGCAAGGAGUUCAAGAGAGACCAUCGCAUUGGAGGCUUCAAGGUCCGUGACCACGUCUGGACCAUCAUCAUGGAAUCUGUGGUGCCCUCUGACAAAGGAAACUAUACCUGUUUGGUAGAAAACCAGUACGGCAGCAUCAAUCACACCUACCAGCUCGACGUAGUCGAGCGCUCCCCCCACAGACCGAUCCUGCAGGCCGGCCUGCCGGCUAACCGCACCGCAGUGGUUGGCAGCGACGUGGAGUUCGAGUGCAAGGUGUUCAGCGACCCUCAGCCUCACAUCCAGUGGCUGAAGCACGUGGAGUUCAAUGGAAGCCGGCUUGGUCCCGAUGGUUUGGCGUAUGUCCGUGUCCUCAAGCACUCUGGUGUCAAUAGCUCGGAUGCUCAGGUGCUGACGCUCUACAAUGUGACUGAGGAGGAGAGCGGGGAGUAUAUAUGUAAAGUGUCCAAUUAUAUAGGAGAGGCCAAUCAGUCGGCGUGGCUGACGGUCACCAGAUAUGAGCCCACAGCGGUCCCGCACUAUCCUCCGGCCAACCACACCUACCUGGAGGUGGUAAUCUACUGCGUGGGCUUCUUUAUCAUCGCGGUCAUGAUUGCCAUCGCAAUCAUAGUGAAGAUUCGCUCCUCGUCAAAGAAGAAUGACUUCAACAGUCAGCUGGCCGUCCACAAGCUGGCCAAAAGCAUCCCGCUGCGCAGACAGGUGUCCGUGGACUCGAGCUGCUCCAUCCACUCCGGGGUGAUGCUGGUUCGUCCGUCCCGCCUCUCUUCCAGCGGAUCUCCGAUGCUGUCCGGCGUGUCUGAGUAUGAACUGCCCCAGGAUCCCCGCUGGGAGCUUCCUCGGGACAGACUGGUCCUUGGGAAGCCGCUGGGCGAAGGCUGCUUCGGUCUGGUGGUGAUGGGAGAGGCGCUCGGUCUUGACAAAGAGAAACAAAACCGUGUGACCAAGGUUGCAGUCAAAAUGUUGAAAUCUGAUGCCACAGAGAAAGACCUGUCAGACCUGAUUUCAGAGAUGGAGAUGAUGAAGAUCAUUGGAAAGCACAAGAACAUCAUUAAUCUGCUGGGAGCCUGCACACAGGAUGGUCCUCUGUAUGUGAUCGUAGAGUACGCAUCCAAGGGCAACUUGCGUGAGUACUUGCGAGCUCGGCGCCCACCAGGCAUGGAGUACUGCUACAACCCGGCCCAGGUUUCCGUGGAGACCAUGUCAAUCAAAGAUCUGGUGUCCUGUGCCUAUCAAGUGGCCCGAGGCAUGGAGUACCUGUCCUCUAAAAAGUGCAUCCACAGAGACCUCGCCGCUCGCAACGUUUUGGUAACCGAGGACAACGUGAUGAAAAUAGCAGACUUCGGCCUGGCGAGAGAUAUCCACCACAUUGAUUACUAUAAGAAGACCACGAAUGGACGCUUACCUGUCAAGUGGAUGGCUCCCGAGGCUCUGUUUGACCGGAUAUACACAAACCAAAGCGACGUCUGGUCCUUCGGGGUUUUGCUUUGGGAGAUCUUCACCCUGGGGGGCUCUCCCUACCCCGGAGUCCCAGUGGAGGAGUUGUUCAAGCUGCUGAAGGAAGGUCACCGAAUGGACAAGCCCUCAACAUGCACUCAUGAACUAUACAUGAUGAUGAGGGACUGCUGGCAUGCGGUACCUUCAAAUAGACCAACAUUCAAACAGCUGGUUGAGGACCUUGACCGCUGCCUGGCCAUGACAUCAAACCAGGAGUAUUUGGAGCUGUCUGUACCUCUGGACCAAUAUUCCCCCAACUACCCCGACACCCGCAGCUCCACGUGCUCCUCGGGCGAGGACUCGGUCUUCUCCCACGAUGCCGGAGCAGAGGAGCCCUGCCUGCCAAAGUUCCCUCCCCACUCCAACGGGGCAGCCAUCAAGAAACGCUGACACCUCCAUGUGGAUUCAGAAAAGAAAGACAUUGACAUUUCCUCCGCUCCCUGCCUCGUGGGGUUGGACUCUACCCCACAUUCCCAGAGAUGAAGCUAAAAAAGAAAAAAGAAAACGCUCUGUGCCCUGUGAGAAAGCAGCUUGGAGAGACGCCUCGUAGAACUUGUUUGAUCACAUGGGCCGAGGAGUUCAGCCGUCUCCACAGUUCUUGGUGGUGACGACGAUGUCAAUGGGGCACUUUGUAUUACCGGGCCUGGCAGUGUGGAGCAGUGUCGGGAGGAAAAAAAAAAUUAGAGCAGACUCCCACUGUUCUUUCCAGUUUGGGCAUUCCACGGGUCAGGAGAUUCAAAAGGACUGACUACGAUAAUGUCAGGUUUUGGUUGUUGUUUUUUUUUGUUUUUGUUUCUUCCUCCCCUUCAUUGUUUCAUAAGUAGUGAAGGACAAUAUUCUGCUUUUCUGACCAAAUCCAGAGGACAUGCAGCACCACGGCCCUCUGCAUCAUUCACUAUCUUAUUGUAAAUACAGUUAGAAAAUUAUAAAUAUAUAUUUACAUUGUACUCUUAUUUUUAUUACCAUAAUUGAUUUGUUUUCUUUUGUACAAGGAUGCUUUUGUUUGAUCCAUUUUUAAUAUAGUCGUUUGGGGCAGUUGUUACAUAAGAAUAUCUCUAAAUUGCUGAGGAUGACGUGGCGGGUUUGUUUUUGCUGAAUCACUGCUUUGAUUCCCCAUAAACCUACUGCAUAAUCAUCCAUGAAAAAAGAAAAUAUAUAAUAUAUAUUGGGUUUUCUGUUUUUCAACCAAGUGCUUUUCAUGACACAAAGCUGCAAUACAGCUUAACUCAGUGUUUGGGGUUUCCUCCAUCAGAAAAUAUUUGUGAAAACAUGUGUUGUGUGAGUGGCUGGAUGUCUGUGGAACAUGGGAUGUUCUCUCAUUCAAUGUCCAUUGAUUCCCGAGGAUGGUCACGACUUUAAAUGUUCCUGGUUG